Messenger RNA from Rhinolophus ferrumequinum (greater horseshoe bat), 560 nucleotides. It is a transcript of the gene IL21, whose product is annotated as interleukin 21. NCBI's taxonomy places the organism in Eukaryota, Metazoa, Chordata, Mammalia, Chiroptera, Rhinolophidae. The record is from RefSeq and is a predicted model, not a curated record. Gene Ontology annotation, biological process: positive regulation of natural killer cell mediated cytotoxicity; immune response. The transcript has 5 exons. Gene Ontology annotation, cellular component: extracellular region. Gene Ontology annotation, molecular function: cytokine receptor binding. The coding region runs from base 64 to 504 and encodes 146 amino acids.
CUGAAGUGAGAACUGAGACCCGGGCCCUGCUCUCCUGCACUUAGGAGACCCCAUCCUGGCAACAUGGACAGGAUAGUCCUCUGUCUCAUGGUCAUCUUCUCGGGGACAGUGGCCCAUAAGUCAAGCCUCCAAAGGCCAGAUCGCUUCUUGAUCAGAAUGCGUCAACUCAUAGAUAUUGUUGAUCAGCUGAACAAUUAUGUCAAUGACUUGGGCCCUGAAUUUCUGCCAGCUCCAGAAGAUGUAAAGAGACACUGUGAACGGUCGGCUUUUUCAUGUUUUCAGAAGGUCCAACUAAAGUCAGCAAAUGCAGGAGACAAUGAGAAGAAAAUCAACGUAUUAACUAAACAGCUGAUGAGGAAACUACCUCCCACAAAUGCAGGGAGAAGACAGAAACAGAGACUAACAUGCCCUUCAUGCGAUUCUUAUGAGAAAAAACCACCCAAAGAAUUCCUAGAAAGACUGAAAUCACUCAUCCAAAAGAUGAUUCAUCAGCACCUCUCCUAGAACUCACGGAAUCCGAAGGUUCCUGAGGACCUCACGGGGAGCCGGACACUAUUGCA